AUUGAUUCAUUGAAUUCACCCCCACAUGCCUACAGCCGUCUUCAAUUUCUCGUCUCGUGUAUCUAUCUAUAUAUCUCCUUUACCGAUUCUUCUGCAACUUUUGUGUGUGAACUGAACUGAGAAAUGGCGAGAAGACCGGAUGACGAGUACGAUUACUUGUUCAAAGUCGUACUCAUCGGAGAUUCAGGCGUCGGUAAAUCCAAUCUUCUCUCUCGAUUCACUCGAAACGAGUUUUCUUUAGAAUCUAAGUCCACUAUUGGCGUUGAAUUCGCCACGCGUACUCUUCAAGUAGAGGGAAAGACAGUGAAGGCACAGAUAUGGGACACAGCAGGGCAAGAACGAUACCGGGCCAUAACCAGUGCUUAUUACAGAGGAGCCCUCGGGGCACUUCUGGUAUAUGAUGUCACAAAACCGACUACUUUUGAUAACGUGAGCCGGUGGUUAAAAGAACUAAGGGACCAUGCUGAUUCAGACAUUGUGAUCAUGCUUAUUGGCAACAAAACCGAUCUUAGACAUUUGAGGGCUGUUGCAACUGAGGACGCUCAAACGUUUGCUGAAAAAGAAGGUCUUUCUUUCAUUGAAACAUCCGCUUUAGAAGCGGUGAAUGUCGAGAAGGCGUUUCAAGGGAUUCUAGGUGAGAUUUAUAGGAUAAUUAGCAAGAAAUCUCUUGCUGCAGCAGGGAAUCCAACAGCUGGUGCUAGUGUGAAACAAGGCGAGACACUUGUGGUUGGAGCACAGGAUGGGAAUAAUACCAAAAACAGUUGUUGCUCUUCAUCCUAAUUGUUUCUGUACUUGAUUCUUCUUGUUGAAUAGAAAUUUCUGGCCUGGUUGAUUUAAUAGCUUUUGUAGAUGAAAAUUUUGUAGAUUU
This is a messenger RNA of Helianthus annuus (common sunflower), 868 nucleotides long. Its product is annotated as ras-related protein RABA2a. The record is from RefSeq and is a predicted model, not a curated record. Gene Ontology annotation, molecular function: GTPase activity; GTP binding. NCBI's taxonomy places the organism in Eukaryota, Viridiplantae, Streptophyta, Magnoliopsida, Asterales, Asteraceae. The coding region runs from base 124 to 780 and encodes 218 amino acids. Gene Ontology annotation, cellular component: endosome. The transcript has 2 exons.